AUGGGUCGCUCUCAGGAGCUCAAUGAACUCUAACGUAGUACCGUGAUAGGUUGCCACCUGUGCAGUAAGUCCAUCCGUGACAUUUCCUUGCUAAUAAAGGUCAACUGUUAGUGGUAUUAUAACAAAGUGGAAGCAACUGGGAACAACAGCAACUCAGCCACAAAGUGAUAGGCCAUGUAAAAUGACAGAACAGGGGGUUUGGCUUGGCCCCUUAGUUCCAGUGAAGAUAACUCUAAAGGUAUCAGCAUACCAAGACAAUUUGGACAAUUUCAUGCUCCCAACUUUGUGGGAAGAGUUUGGGGAUGGCCCCUUC
Molecule: messenger RNA, 313 nt
Organism: Staurois parvus
Lineage: Eukaryota; Metazoa; Chordata; Amphibia; Anura; Ranidae
Source: the annotation of a GenBank genome assembly